Molecule: messenger RNA, 1228 nt
Organism: Paramecium octaurelia
Lineage: Eukaryota; Ciliophora; Oligohymenophorea; Peniculida; Parameciidae
Source: the annotation of a GenBank genome assembly
UUUUUUAUUUAUGUUAAAUAAACAUUAAGUAUAUUUAGGAGAUAAACAAGAGGUUAACAAGGAAAUCUAAAAACUAUCUCAAUCAUCAAAGGCAUAAUAAUUAGUUUCAUCUAAUUUAAUAGAGGAUCCAUCAUUAUAUGAUUAUGAUGGAUUUGUCUCAAAAAAGAACAAAAGCGAAAAAGCAAUUGUUAUACAAAAGCAGACUGAAGACAAAAAAUAAAAGCAGCCACAAUUCUUAAAUUCUAUACUUGAAUAAUCAAAAAGAAGAGAAUUUGAAAGAGAGGCAAUAAAAUCUAGAAUGAAUGCUAAAGAAGUUAUUAAAUCAGGAAAAGAAGUCUACAUUUCUGAAUCGUAUUAAAUUAUGUUAUUCUUAGAUUUAAAAAGCAACAUGAACAAAUUAAGAGAUUUGAGCAAAUUGAAUAAAUUUAAGAGAAAAUAAAUGAUGAAAGUAGGAAGAGAAGCAACCUAGGAAUUUACAAAUCUCUGUAUGAAAGUGAAACUUAAAAGGGAUAACACUCAAAAACAUAGGAAGCCUAAGUUGAUUCGUAUAAGAUAAUAGAGAAUAUUUUAAUAGGGAAUGAGAAAUAGAAAAAUAAUUCUUAAGCUAUUGCUAAGCAAUAAGAAGAUCUGUAAGACAAGUCAGAAAAAGAAGAGAUAUAGGAAAACAAGGAACCCAUCAAUAAUGAAUUGAAAAAUGCUCAAAUUUCUAAGUCUAGAUCAAGAUCCAGAUCAAAAUCAAUUAAAGAGUCAAAGCAAUAAGAAAAUGAGGCUUUGACAAAAGAGGAUAAACUCAAAUAAUACAAGGAACGUUACUUAUAAAGAAAAUAAUUAUGAGAUUUACAUAUAUAAAUUUAAUUUAUUAAAUAUAGUGAUGUCUUAAUAGCAAGAUCAGCCAAGUGCUAAGAAACGUAUCAGAAGAUGUACAAAACAUGAUCAAGAUCCACGACCAUAUAAAUGUGGUUGUGGACGUGGCUAUUAUAGUUAUCCAGCAUUAUAUACUCACUUGAAGUAUUUAAUUUUUCGAUGUCAGAAUUAAACAUGAAGGCCAACCUCCUACUGGCACAUAGAUACCAAGUGAUAAGCAUUAUGGUAGUAGAGGAAGACCGAGAGAAAAGAAUACAAAAUGUGAUGAAGAAAGCAAGCAUCAAGUGUUUAUUGAUGAAGAAAAAAGGGAAGAUAAUAAGAAGGAUGAAAAAAUUACACCAAAUUAAUGAAAUCUGAAGAGAGC